AUGCUUUUUGCAAGUUUUGAUCUCGUCUCGGCACUGGCUACCCUCGCCGCGUGCUUGGUGUCACUGACUUUGCUGCUGGCCGUGUCCCAACAGCUGUGGCAGCUCCGCUGGGCUGCCACCCGCGACAAAACCUGCAAGCUACCAAUCCCCAAAGGCUCCAUGGGAUUCCCUUUAAUCGGAGAGACCUUCCACUGGCUCCUGCAGGGCUCCUGCUUCCAGUCCUCGCGGCGGGAGAAGUACGGGAACGUGUUCAAGACGCACUUGCUGGGGCGGCCGCUGGUGCGGGUGACGGGCGCGGAGAACGUGCGCAAGAUCUUGAUGGGGGAGCACCACCUGGUGAGCACCGAGUGGCCGCGGAGCACGCGGAUGCUGCUGGGCCCCAACACCGUGGCCAACUCCAUCGGCGACAUCCACCGCCACAAGAGGAAGGUUUUCUCCAAGAUUUUCAGCCACGAGGCUCUGGAGAGUUACCUCCCCAAGAUCCAGCUGGUGAUCAAGGACACCCUGCGGGCCUGGAGCAGCAACCCCGAGCCCAUCAACGUGUACCACGAGGCGCAGAAGCUGACGUUCCGCAUGGCCAUCCGCGUCCUGCUGGGCUUCCGCAUCCCCGACGAGGAGCUCGGCCGCCUCUUCGAGGUCUACCAGCAGUUCGUGGAGAACGUCUUCUCCUUGCCCGUGGAUCUGCCCUUCAGCGGCUACAGGAGGGGAAUCCGGGCCCGGGAGACGCUGCAGAAGGGGCUGGAAAAAGCCAUCCAGGAGAAGCUGCAGAACACGCAGGGCAAGGACUACGCCGACGCCCUGGACAUCCUGAUAGAGAGCGGGAAGGAGCACGGCAAGGAGCUGACCAUGCAGGAGCUGAAGGACGGCACCCUGGAGCUCAUCUUCGCCGCCUACGCCACCACGGCCAGCGCCAGCACCUCCCUGAUCAUGCAGCUCCUCAAACACCCGCGGGUGCUGGAGAAGCUGCGGGAGGAGCUGCGGAGCAAAGGGAUCCUCCACAACGGCUGCAUCUGCGAGGGCUCCCUGCGCCUGGACACCAUCAACGGCCUCCAGUACCUGGACUGCGUCAUCAAGGAGGUUCUCCGGCUCUUCACCCCCAUCUCCGGGGGGUACCGGACGGUGCUGCAGACCUUCGAGCUGGACGGUUUCCAAAUCCCCAAGGGCUGGAGCGUGAUGUACAGCAUCCGGGACACCCACGACACCGCCCCCGUCUUCAAGGACGUGGACGUCUUCGACCCCGACCGCUUCGGGCAGGGCCGGAGCGAGGACAAGGACGGCAGGUUCCACUACCUCCCCUUCGGAGGAGGCGUACGGACCUGUCUGGGGAAGCACCUGGCCAAGCUUUUCCUCAAGGCUCUGGCCAUCGAGCUGGCCAGCACCAGCCGCUUCGAGCUGGCCACCAGGACUUUCCCCAGAAUCACCCUGGUGCCCGUGGUCCACCCGGUUGACGGACUCAAGGUCAAAUUCUUCGGACUGGAUUCCAACCAGAACGAGAUCCUGACGGGCACAGACGCCAUGCUGGGGGCCACCGUGUAGAGCCCGCGCCGGUGGCACCAGGG
Messenger RNA from Vidua macroura (Pin-tailed whydah), 1559 nucleotides. Its product is annotated as cytochrome P450 26B1. Gene Ontology annotation, molecular function: oxidoreductase activity, acting on paired donors, with incorporation or reduction of molecular oxygen; iron ion binding; heme binding. Gene Ontology annotation, biological process: sterol metabolic process. The record is from RefSeq and is a predicted model, not a curated record. Lineage: Eukaryota; Metazoa; Chordata; Aves; Passeriformes; Viduidae.